This is a messenger RNA of Scatophagus argus, 940 nucleotides long. It is a transcript of the gene acp1, whose product is annotated as acid phosphatase 1. Gene Ontology annotation, biological process: protein dephosphorylation. The coding region runs from base 108 to 698 and encodes 196 amino acids. The transcript is spliced from 7 exons. Gene Ontology annotation, molecular function: acid phosphatase activity; non-membrane spanning protein tyrosine phosphatase activity. NCBI's taxonomy places the organism in Eukaryota, Metazoa, Chordata, Actinopteri, Scatophagidae. Gene Ontology annotation, cellular component: cytoplasm. The record is from RefSeq and is a predicted model, not a curated record.
ACAGUAGCUUUUAUUUUGAAAUAAUUUAUUACCGUAAUGCCUGGGUAUAUACACGUAGUGCGAGGGUUAUCUUGACAGAAGUGGAGUUUGGCUUAACCGUAAUCAACAUGGCGGCCACCAAUACGAAGUCGGUUUUGUUCGUUUGUCUGGGGAAUAUUUGCAGAUCCCCCAUUGCAGAAGCAGUCUUCAGGAAGAUGGCAACAGAUGCUGGCGUUGUUGAUAAGUGGAGGAUAGACAGUGCUGCCACCUCCACCUAUGAGAUAGGAAAUCCUCCAGACCACCGCGGUCAAGCCUGCAUGAAGAGGCAUGGCGUGCCCAUGAGGCAUGUGGCCAGGCAGUGGAUCAUAGACAGUGGUGCCACAUCCGACUGGAAUAUAGACAGCUUACCGGACUCUCGCGGUCUCGCCUGCCUAAGGAAGCAUGGCAUUGAGACGAGCCACAGGGCCCGACAGGUGACCAAGGAAGAUUUCAUGAGCUUUGAGUACGUCCUCUGCAUGGAUGAGAGCAAUUUGAGCGAGCUGAACAGGAAAGCAAAGUUGGUGAAAAACUACAAAGCAAAGAUUGAACUUCUUGGUUCAUAUGACCCUCAGAAGCAGCACAUCAUUAAAGACCCAUAUUAUGGGAGUGACGAAGACUUUGAGAAGGUGUACGAACAGUGUGUACGCUGCUGCAAAGCGUUUUUGGAGGUGAACUCCUAACAACAUCCGACCUUACAUGCUCUUUUCUGAUUUUACCAGACGAAUACGAAAAAUCAACCAAACAUGCUUUGGUUGAACCUCUAAACCUUUUACAGGCAUCGUGGAGAGAAUCAGAACACUUUAUCUCAGUGUUGUAAAUGUUAUACAAACCACACGUUGUGUACAUUUUUGAAAGAUGCUGUGUGGACAAGUUUGUUGAUUGUAAAAUCAGGUGAUUUAAUAAAAUGCAGAAAUGAGUAUGA